Molecule: messenger RNA, 1155 nt
Organism: Aethalodelphis obliquidens (Pacific white-sided dolphin)
Lineage: Eukaryota; Metazoa; Chordata; Mammalia; Artiodactyla; Delphinidae
Gene: TBC1D21
Product: TBC1 domain family member 21
Exons: 11
Coding region: 145-1155 (336 amino acids)
Biological process (GO): activation of GTPase activity
Molecular function (GO): GTPase activator activity
Source: RefSeq, a predicted model, not a curated record
AAGUAUGGGAGGUCAGAAUAGGCCCAGUUCCUCCUGGGGAUGCAACUCAUAGGAAGAUCACCUUCCCCUGCUUAAUUAAAGCAUCACUUAGGGCUCCAAGUGAGCUCUGGUCAGAGGCUGCUUUGAAGACAGCUAGCAGGGGCCAUGACCACCCUCUCUCCUGAAAACAGCCUCUCUGCCAGGCAGUCGGCCUCCUUCAUCCUGGUGAAGAGAAAACCACCCAUUGACAAGACGGAAUGGGAUGGCUUCUUUGACGAGAACGGUCACUUGGCCAAGUCACGAGACUCCAUUUGUGUUAACAUCCUGGAAAGGGGUCUGCACCCCUUCGUGAGGACGGAAGCCUGGAAAUUCCUUACGGGCUACUACUCAUGGCAGAGUUCCCAGGAUGAGCGGCUUAUGGUGGACAGCACAAGGAGGAAGAACUACAAGGCCUUAUGCCAGAUGUACGAGAAGAUUCAGCCCCUUCUGGAAAACCUGCACCGGAACUUCAUAGAGACUCGGAAUAACAUCGCAUACGACAUCCAGAAACUCUAUGACAAAGACCCCCUGGGCAAUGUCCUUAUUGAUAAGAAGAGGCUGGAGAAGAUUCUGCUCCUGAGUUACGUCUGCAACACCCAGGCAGAGUACCAGCAGGGCUUCCAUGAGAUGGUGAUGCUUUUCCAGCUGAUGGUGGAACAUGACCAUGAGACCUUCUGGCUUUUCCAGUUCUUCCUGCAGAAAACGGAGCACAGCUGUGUCAUCAACAUUGGGGUGGGCAAGAACCUCGACAUGCUCAACAACGUGAUCAACUUCCUGGACCCCGUGUUUGCUGAGCACUUAAAAGGGAAGGGUGCGGGGGCCGUGCAGUCCCUCUUCCCCUGGUUCUGCCUCUACUUUCAACGUGCCUUCAAGUCCUUCGACGACGUCUGGAGGCUCUGGGAGGUCCUGCUGACGGGAAAGCCCUGCAGGAACUUCCAGGUGCUGGUGGCCUACAGCAUGCUGCAGAUGGUGCGCACGCAGGUGCUGCAGGAGAGCAUGACGGGCGACGACAUCCUCCUGGCGUGCAACAACCUCAUAGACCUUGAUGUUGCUGAGCUGGUCUCUGCUGCCUGCACAGCCUACGCGGAGCUCAUCCAAAAGGAUGUUCCUCAGCCAUUAAAGGAUUUCUUUCUCUGA